AUGACCACUCGAUGUGCUCAAUGCAAGGGGGUUCAGGGAUCUGAAUGCUGGACCAGGGGUUGGGUAGGUAGGUCGGCCAUAGGCCGAAAAAAAGAUUUUUGGAACCCUCUACAAGAUAGUCCUAAAUUGGUUUUCCAAGGUGAUUUACAGUAUUCCUGCAUCUAG
Messenger RNA from Laccaria bicolor S238N-H82, 165 nucleotides. RefSeq lists its product as uncharacterized. The coding region runs from base 1 to 165 and encodes 54 amino acids. NCBI's taxonomy places the organism in Eukaryota, Fungi, Basidiomycota, Agaricomycetes, Agaricales, Hydnangiaceae. The record is from RefSeq and is a predicted model, not a curated record. The transcript has a single exon.